This is a messenger RNA of Dromiciops gliroides (monito del monte), 870 nucleotides long. RefSeq names its product ran-specific GTPase-activating protein-like. Gene Ontology annotation, biological process: positive regulation of mitotic centrosome separation; nucleocytoplasmic transport. The transcript has 4 exons. Gene Ontology annotation, molecular function: GTPase activator activity. The record is from RefSeq and is a predicted model, not a curated record. Lineage: Eukaryota; Metazoa; Chordata; Mammalia; Microbiotheria; Microbiotheriidae. Gene Ontology annotation, cellular component: cytoplasm; nuclear pore; centrosome. Bases 1 to 870 code for a protein of 289 amino acids.
AUGGAGGCUGCAAAGGGAACUCUUGAGAAGCAAGGUACCUCCACUGAGAAUGUGGAUGACUCGAACCAUAACCCACAAUCAGAGCAAAUGGUUUAUCAUCGUGGGCAGAAGAGGAAGACUCAUGAAGAAGAUGAAGAAGAACUCUUUAAGACGCGUGCAAAACUCUUCCGAUUCACCUAUGAGGAUGGCCUUCCGAAAUGGGAAGAGCGAGGUACUGGCUACGUGAAGCUACUAAAACACACCAGGAAAGGGACCAUUCGCCUCCUCAUGAGGAGGGACAAAACUCUGAAGAUUUGUGCGAAUCACUACAUAACACCAUUGAUGGAGCUUAAGCGUAAUGCGUGGAGUAAAAGGGCCUGGGUCUGGAAUGCACAUGCUGAUUUUGCUGAUGAAAGUCCUAAGCGCGAACUGCUGGCACUUCGAUACCCAAAUGCAGAAAGCGCGCGGAAAUUUAAGGAAAACUUUGAACAAUGUAGGAAAAAGAUAGAAGAAAGAGAAAAGAGAACAGCGCCAGGCAAAGAGAGGAGCACUGAAAAAUUAUCCAAAGACACAGAGGAGCUUUUGAUGAAAGAAGACACCAAAGAGGCAGAAGACCGACUCGAGGAAGAAGAGUUUGAACCAGAGGAGGCUUUGGUCGAAGAGGAGAUUGAGGAGCCAGAGAUCACAGAAGUACCCAAAGAGCCGGAAGAGCUGCUCAUAGAAGAAGAAAUUGAAGAACCAGAGAUCAGGGAAAUUCCCAAGGAGCCAGAAGAACCUCUAAUCGAAGAAGAACUAGAGGAGCCCGAGAUCAGUGAAAUUUCCAAAGAGCCAGAAGAGCCUCUGAUGGAAGAAGAAAUAGAAGAGGUGGCUGAGGAUUUGAAGAGCCUCUGA